Dicentrarchus labrax (European seabass) is the source of this 2123-nucleotide messenger RNA. It is a transcript of the gene jun, whose product is annotated as Jun proto-oncogene, AP-1 transcription factor subunit. The record is from RefSeq and is a predicted model, not a curated record. Lineage: Eukaryota; Metazoa; Chordata; Actinopteri; Moronidae. Gene Ontology annotation, biological process: regulation of cell cycle; regulation of transcription by RNA polymerase II; regulation of cell population proliferation. Gene Ontology annotation, cellular component: transcription regulator complex. The transcript has a single exon. The coding region runs from base 399 to 1382 and encodes 327 amino acids. Gene Ontology annotation, molecular function: RNA polymerase II cis-regulatory region sequence-specific DNA binding; transcription factor binding; DNA-binding transcription factor activity, RNA polymerase II-specific.
CACGCUGUACCGCUCAGAGUAUACACACAGCCAGGCAGAGGGAGCACCGCAGACACACGCUGCUGCUGUCUGACGAGAAAAGUUAAGAGCGCCUUUCAUUCGCGGGCUCAAUACAAGUGUGGAUACUUUGCUCAAAGCCUUGUGAACUGUUACAACUCAGCACUGAGCAAUCGACCGUCGCUGGCUGAAAAGAAGUAAGUCCUGAUUCCUGUGUCAACAAAGUGCGCACUCAAAGUUUGGAAGUUUUUACGCACAGAGAGAGGACGUUUGGAAACCAGUGUUUUUUUUUCUUUUCUUUUCUUCUCGACUGAUAAAGCAGGAAGAAGCGAACAGGGGGGACGAAGAGUUGUUUUGUAGCCUAGAAGACUUUAUAGUGCAUUGUUUUCGGGUUCUCUUCUAUGUAUACCAAGAUGGAAACUACUUUCUAUGACGACUCACUCAACGCUUUCUCCCAGCACGACAACGCCGGCUACGGGUACAGCAACCCCAAAGCGCUGAAACACAACAUGACACUGAACCUCUCCGACCCGACGGGCACUCUGAAACCUCACCUCCGGCCCAAAGCCGGAGACAUCCUCACCUCUCCUGAUGUGGGCUUGCUGAAGCUGGCCUCCCCGGAGCUGGAGCGGCUCAUCAUCCAGUCCAGCAACGGACUCAUCACCACCACCCCGACCCCGACCCAGUUCCUGUGCCCCAAGAAUGUCACCGACGAGCAGGAGGGCUUCGCAGAGGGGUUUGUCCGAGCCCUGGCCGAGCUGCACCACCAACACAUGCCGGGCACAGCCAAUGUGAGUGUCACCUCAGCUGCCCAGACCAGUGUCAACACUGCCCUGCCUCCGGUCUCAUCUGUUGCCGGUGCCACCGUUUACAACAACAACGCCGCCAUGCGCUCCGACUCGCCGGUGUAUGAGGACUUGAACACUUUCAACCCGGCCAUCAGCACCGUCUCUGCGCCCAACUACACCACCUCAGCCCCGACUAUGUCCUUCCCUGCUGCCCCGCCUCAGCUUCCCAUCUACGGGCAGCCAUCCUCCGCUCAGAUCCCCCGGCUCGCGGCGCUCAAAGAGGAGCCCCAAACGGUGCCCGAGAUGCCGGGGGAGACCCCUCCUCUCUCCCCAAUCGACAUGGAGAGCCAGGAGCGCAUCAAGGCUGAGAGAAAGCGGAUGAGGAACCGCAUCGCUGCCUCCAAAUGCCGGAAGAGGAAGCUGGAGCGCAUCUCAAGGCUGGAGGACAAAGUGAAGAACCUCAAGUCCCAGAACUCGGAGCUCGCGUCCACCGCCAACAUGCUGCGAGAGCAGGUGGCCCAGCUGAAGCAGAAGGUGAUGAACCACGUCAACAGCGGGUGCCAGCUCAUGUUAACGCAGCAGCUCCAGACCUUCUGAGGUGGUGUCAGCGGCGGCGGAGAGAGAGAAAAAGACUGUAGUUGAACGAAACGGACGCAUCCUGUGAUAGUGAGUGGCUGUAUCUCCCGAAAUCGUGACGGGAUUUGGGAUGAUGUGGCGCGACACUGCCAGGACCGGGGACCGCGCUAAAAGUUGCUGAGUGCCAUGCGCUCCCCCAUUGGCGCGUCCCAGAGAGGGGCUCGGGACAGUGACAGUAGCCAUGAACCAGAAGGGGAUAUGGCAACAAGCAGGAUACCCUUCUGUCUCUGUUUCGUGCUGUUUUUUUUUACAGAACUGGACAGGACUGAAGUUUUCUUGAUUUACUCCCAGCUCUGCAUGGACCUUAUCAUGACCAUCAAAGGGGAAAUUCAGUAUUAGAGGAUUUAAGAACCUGCAAUAGAGACUUUUCUUGCUGUAGCCAUAAUGGCCUCAAACUUGGUUGUGUUGGCCAACUCUAAACGGCUGAAAAGUUGUAACUAAAGCUGCCUGACUUCUGAGUUACAGUACAAUGUACUUUUUUCUUAAUUGUAAGAAAUUAAGUUAGAAAAGCUUCAAGAUUUACUUGUUUUUUUCUAAAGUUGUUUAAUGGGGUUUCACUCAUUGUUAUAUGUAUAUAAGAUCAACUUGGAGUACUUAUGUUUACCAUUUGUAAUAAGAAUACUGUAUAAUUUUUUUAUGUUUUGUCUUCUGAGCACUUCAGAAACUAAUCGAUAUUUAAGAAAAUAAACCAGAUAAAAUGUA